GACAGGAUUCCGAGUGACUCUCUUGCUUUCCACCCAGUAUGCGUGUUACGCCAUCGGCAAAGAUGUUCAGGCCAUGAAAGCCGUGGUGGGAGAAGAGGCCCUCUCAGCCGAUGACCUUCUCUACUUGGAGUUCCUGCAGAAGUUUGAGAAGCAGUUCAUUGCUCAAGGCGCCUACGAGAACAGGACCAUCUUCGAGUCCCUGGACAUAGGAUGGCAGUUGCUCCGGAUCUUCCCCAAAGAGCUGCUGAAACGGAUCCCGGAAAGCAUCUUGGCCGAAUAUUACCCCCGUGAGGCCAAAGGGAAUCCAGGCUCCGACACGGCCCUCUGAAUCCCGGUCU
Molecule: messenger RNA, 338 nt
Organism: Pseudonaja textilis
Lineage: Eukaryota; Metazoa; Chordata; Lepidosauria; Squamata; Elapidae
Source: RefSeq, a predicted model, not a curated record